Molecule: messenger RNA, 2284 nt
Organism: Strongylocentrotus purpuratus (purple sea urchin)
Lineage: Eukaryota; Metazoa; Echinodermata; Echinoidea; Camarodonta; Strongylocentrotidae
Exons: 4
Coding region: 1-1719 (572 amino acids)
Source: RefSeq, a predicted model, not a curated record
AUGGUGCGGGCGCCACCACUUCCAGAAGUUACUCUGAGUACGACUGGGUCGGUGGAAGGCCGUGUUAACUUAAUCGUGGCAAAUUCCGGAACACCCAAGCCCCGUACUUCAGGAGUGGUUCCUCAACCAUCUAGCCCGUCUGCUACAUCCAGCCUUUCUGAUAUGUCAAAUGGGCAGACAACCGUAGCUUUGGGCAUGGCUUCUGGGAACGGAGAUCGAAUAGUCAUCAUCGUAGUUGCCUGCUUCCUUGGAGCCGUACUGAUCUUUGCAGUCAGCAUCACAAUUCACUGCUACUUCUGGAGGAAAAGAAAGCGAGCCAACCAGCGUCAUCUGACGGACAACACCAAUGGCCUUCACGUGUCUAACACCGGGUAUGACUUCCUGACAGGAAUCGCCGGGGUGAACAAUGGCAAUGGAUCCAACAAGAGCAGUGCAACAGAGACUACCACUUUGUCCACUAUCAGCAAGAGCGUUGGGGGACCUUCCUAUCAGAUGGAGGUAGUCUCAGAGAAGCGCAAGGGUAGUGGUACCUUCGUGAAACGAGGUGAGGGGUGUCAGGUACCAAAAGGAAAACGGCGCAGUAUUGGCAUGGUGCAUUUCAGGCGAAGCAGAAGCAGCAAGGAAAAGAGCUUUGAGUAUUCUGAGAUUCCGGAUAGCACGUCACCUACGGACAAGAACGUAUAUCAGUUCCUUACGACUCCGAGGAAAGAGGCGAACGGGAAAACCCCAAAGCUCGGUGAGAUCGGUCGCUCGGCGAAGAUCAGUGACGCCGAUCGAACGGCGAGGGUUAGGAGAAGCAACUCGUUACCGUCCAGGAAUAGUGUUGAAAGUACAUCAAGCAAUAGGGUGGAAGGGCCUUACCAUAUUACGGAUCUCAUCGGUAAUAUCACUAUUGACAAUGCCAUCUUCCCGUCUAUGGAAACGGUCGCAUAUGAUGAUCGUUCAUUGGAUCGAAAGGAAAGUGUCAAAUAUGAUCUACCCCAACUAGUCCAAUCAAGACAAACCCUACCGGCAUCGUCUAAUCUUGAAUAUAAAGCGCUCGAACCUAGAAAAAGAUCCAAUAGUUAUGACGUACUGCAAAUAAGUACACCAACUCUGAUCUCUCUCAGUGACGAAUCCGUAGGUGACAAUACGCAUCUGUAUAAAGAACUCGAAAGACAGGACGACGACGACGAUUACGAUUUCCUAGAUCCAACCACAGUCACAGGGAAGACACCACGUGAUUCGACAGAUUUCGAGAACCCUCCACAACCACCACCUGUCUCGGCAAAACCGAUUUCGCCAUUCAUGCCGAGGCCCAUGGCACAUGGGUCUAACACACAGUCUCCACUCCUUGCCGUAGUCAUGUCAGAAGAGGGGUCAAAGACUUUGGAAAGCGCCGUAGUCGUCCGCGACCCCAAGUACUACACGCUCUCCCCAAAUCUGGUGCGCGAUGCAAGCUACGAUUAUCCCGACAUGGUGGUGGGUGAUGACGAUGACAGUCCUGGAGACAAAGCUAGUGAUGUGGACUCGAACAUAUACGAGAGCUUUGAGCGCCCAGUAACGCCAAAUGAUAAACGCAAGCGAUCAACGCCGAAUUCUCGGCAAAGUUCAAAAGAAACUAGCAUUGACGUUAUUAUUCCCUGCCUUGAUACUACAGCGAAGAAGGACAAAAAUACAUUCAUCAAACAACAACAGCUCGCGAAAUUUCUAGACGAUGACUAUGAGAACGUUGCAUAAACUUUGCACAAAUUUUGUAUGUUCUUCACACGAUAAUGUUAUUGUCAUAUCUUUUUAAAAUAUGUUAUUGAAUACAAGCGACAUAUCUCCUAAACAAAUAAUAUGGUUUAAUAUAAUUCAAAUGCCUUUGCUAUUCAUAUCCAAUAGCUUUUUUCUUCAUAAUAAAGAAUUUAAUAUUGAUGUGGAAACACAAAUUGUGAACUACUUAUAUUAUGAGGAGACAUGUUCAAGUGUUCGUUGUUGUAUGAACAUUGUUUUCUAUUUCAGUUUAUUAGGAGCUGUUUGUUUUGUAUAUUAUAUAUAUCAUUUCUACUUUUGUAAAAUUGGAAACGAGUGUGUUUUUAGAAGUUAUAUUUGAUAACGUUCAUGCACCUGCUGUACACCUCAAUAUGUAUCCUACAAAUUGUCUCAAACAAAGUUUGACAGUACUAAGUACUUCUGUUUGAUACAUUUAUUUUAAGAGGAAGAAAAUCAUAACUGUACAUAUUUGUCUAUUUAUAUAAUUAGUGCUUGUCGAGUAACAGCUCUAAUAGCUGCUUAGUUACGGAGAAAUAAAAACAAUACA